GUUUGAUUUUAUCUGUGUGUAUGUGUGUGUGUCCACCGUAAGCUCCCUGAAUUUAUUAGUCAUUAAUAUUUUUAUUUCUUGAAAUUUCUCGAGUCCGAACUUUUCUGAUGGUAAUCUUGGGGACAGUAGAACUGACAAGUUUUUCAGCAACUUACUUUUUGUUCUCUUGUGUGCCGACUGAUAAUAUUGGCAUCACUCUCGUCCUAACCAGGUUUAAGAAUGGGUGACAACUUUGAAACAGGGAUGCUUCCGACUCAAUUCCUCAGUGUUGUCCUAGAAGAAACUGAACCAAGUACGCAGCAAUAUGCGAGUUCCAGGGCAAGUACCAAUGAAGGCGAACACAGCAAACCACCUUCUCCUAAAACAGACUGGGAAAAUGAAGCUAUCACUGAAAAAUAUUUGAAAAAGCACCUGCCGGCUGCCUUACUAGCAGAAUGCACUGUGGAAAUAGCAAGAGGCAACAAUCAGAAACCAAUAAGGUGGGAAGAACCAAAGAGAAAGAAGAUGUUGCCGCCUGUCCCUCCGCUUCAACGAAUUGCGUUUGAAGAAGACAAAAACUUGGAUGUUCGCGACAUCAUGAAUCGAGUUGAGGCUGUCUACUCUGACGAGGAGGAUGAAAUUCGGUUCAGUACUAAUGAAAUUGAAUUGCGGAGAAUAUCUACUAGUAAGACUCAGGCAUCACGGAAACCACUAGCCCUAAUGCCGAUGCGACCUGUACUGGAAAUGAAGCCUAUUCCAUCUAGUGAUGUCAAAUUUGCAUCAAAUGCUCAAGGUAAACCUGGCGUAACUGCUGAAAGCUUAAUGUAUCCCUGCGAAUACUGCCCUAAUGCAUACAAUAAUCGCGGUGCCUUGUGGCAACACACUGUUGCCACUCAUUCCACUGAGAAAACUUGUGAGUGUAAAAUUUGUGGCCGAAAGUUCUAUCGUAACUGUAGUCUUGCACUUCAUUUAAAGAGCCACUCUGAUGAACAACGAUGUACUUGUUUGAAGUGUGGAAAAUCUUUUGGAAGAUUGUCGACUCUUGACAAACAUAUGAAAACUUUUCAUGAGGAUUGCAGGUAUUGCUGCAAGGUUUGCAAUGAAAAGUUUGCUAACUAUGAACACUUUAUUAAUCACAUGGCCACUCAUUCAGCCGGAGAAAUCCCUUCUAAUGUAAACUCCGUGAUGAAAAGCCUUAUUAAUUCUAAUUCAAGUAUCAACUAUUCGUGUCAACUUUGUUCCUUAUCGUUUAAGAGAAAGGAUCUUCUUGACCUUCAUUUUACUUUAGUUCACUCCUCUAACAAGGUAAAUCUGAAUUUCCUCAAACAUAACCAACUAACUCCGAUGUCUCGUGGCAAACCACACUUGUGCAAAGUUUGCGGGAAAGGCUACAGUCAUAAAGCAGUACUCCGGAAGCACAUGCUAAUACAUUCCGGUCUAAAAACAAAAUGCACUGUUUGUGGAUUACAGUUUACUCAAAAGUCUUCGCUUUUACGGCAUCUUAAGCGUAUGCAUCCUGAUUUUGAUAUAGGAAACUGCUUUGAUAACCUUCAUGAUGAUAGCAAUGGUAGGAUGGAACGUAGUUCUAAUGUUAAUAUUAGCAUCGACUCAGAGGCGGAUAAUGUAGAGAAUACAUUGGACAUGGAAGUCACUGAGGCAGUUGAUGACAAUGAUGGAUUUGAUGAUGAAGUCAUGGAAGAUGAUGAGGAGGAUGAUGAUGUAGAUGAUGAAAUAAACCCUCUUGAUUUUCUCUCAACAGAAUAGUUCAAUCUCCAGUGAAUAGAGGGUUGCAGAGGAGUGGGGGGGGGGAUUUAGAUUAACUAUUUGUCAAAAUGAUCCCCAUAUUUUCUUCAUUCUUUUCUAAAUGUUAACCCUGCAGCCAAGGAUACGGACCUGCUAAAAUAUUGGUAGUUUUGGGUUCGGUUUUUGAUGCAUGGCUGGAAGAGCUUCAAAGUUCAUGAAUUGUUUUGAAAUCCAGUCCGGGGCCCACAUUAGGGUACCAAACCAGUCCAAAAACAAAAUGAACCAAAAUAAGAAUAAAAAAAAAAGAAAAAUUUUGUAGUUGAAGACAAUCGAAAUAGGCAUAAAACAAGAGUGGAGUUGAAGACAAAAUUUUGAGGAAUGAUAUCAUAGAUCAAACUUAACAUUUAUCAAUUGUUCUCCAUGAACGUUGAAAGUCUUUUUAAAUCUUCAGUCUCAACUGGUAAAAUGCAAUCACAGGCAAGCAGUCAUAUUUCCAUUCAGCGACUUGGUUAUAUAAAAAAUUGGGAUGUCAUUCGUUUUCAUCGGGACAGACGAUCGGUCUCGCUAAUCUAAUCCAAUGUUAAAACUUGAAAAAAUCAAGGCAUGUGACUGCAAAUGCAGUUUAAAGACUCACUGAUGUGACAAGGUCUACUAAUCUAGGUAGUUGUAGAGCGUGCAGUUAACAGAAUCUAGUCUGUAUUAUGGCUGUAGCUCUCAAAAAUUGAGAAAAUAAAGAGACAUAAGGGAUUGAAGAUAGCCAAUGAGCCUGAAACCACCUCUCUCCGAAUCAGAAACUUAUGCCUCGGUAGUCAGUCAAUUUGUGCAGGAAUAUUUCCUUCUGUCUCAAGAUGUGUAGGCAUGGCAUUUGAACAAAAAAUGUAAUUUUGUAAAUUUUGUUGCUCGCGGCUCAACUUAGUAGAAAGUUUUGUUGUUAAGAAGUAUCCUCCUCCUGUGAGUAUACACAUAGGUGACUUCAUGGGUUCCUACCAGGUUUAGAGUUUUGGUCCUAGGCCGGUCUGCAUCCCUUGCCUGCAGCUUCUUGUUCAAUUAAAAUUCACCCAUCAUUUAAUUUUCAUUACAUCAUAUGUAUUCAGAUUUCAAUUUAGCUGUUCGUUCCUUUAUAUUUUCAUGUAUUCACCUUCAUUUUAGUCCCACCUACAUCAGUCAUCAUUCAGAUGCAGUAUCUUUCUCAAUAUGAUCAGUCCUUGAAUUCCUUACCAUUGAAGGAUUAGAGACUUUUCCCUUUGCAGAAAUGCGCCUCACUAAUGCUCAUAAACCUAAUUUUAAGAGAGAAAAGCAAAUUAAUUGUUUUACACUUCGCGAAAGCCAAAAUUGUAAGACAACCUAGUGAUAAACUUUUUUUUUCAGGCUUUUUGUAAUAGUUUGUCACUCAGAUUAAGUGUAGUGUCCAAUAAAUUUUGCUCCCCCCCUUCCACUAUUUCCACCAAAGUCUUCUAAUUCUCAAAAACUAAUGAUUUUCGGAACCCAUAUGAUGUACCUGACAAGUCUGCGCAAACGGCCGUUCUAUUUAUGCCUGUGCCAUUUAUUGCAGGGUUCUUGCUUCUCUUCUGUGCGCAAGCUCUCCUGUCAAGAAUGAGCUAUUUUUUUUUCUUGCCAACCCGCUCUGGUUAUCACUAACCCAGGCCAUCCAACAGAAUUUAAAUUUAACUAUUCUUCUUUUACACACUUAUUUCUUUUUUUUAGUUUAGUAUCUCUCUGGUUCCAAACAUGCUUGAUGAUGGAAAAUAGGUUUUAGGAUGCUGAGUGAAUUCAUAACCUGUGGUUGGAUGUCAAGAAAGAAAUUUGUAUCCAUCACUCCAUAGAUCACUCCACUGUUUAAGAUUUGCAUUAUGAAAUCUUAUUUUCUAAUUCAAGAUGGAAUGGUAUUUUAAAAGAGUCAAUUUAAGUCAGUCUCUCAAGGAGGGAACUAAAGUUUUGCUCAUUUUUGGCAAAAAAUCUCCAGCACACACCAAAAAAAAAAAAAAAACCUAAAACUUUGGCUUUCGGGCAUGAGUUACUGUCAGGUUUACCUCAAGCUUCCUAACUAUUUUUUGAAAAUCGAACAGUUUUUGUGUGAAUGACAAGGGGGAUGCAAAGACUUAUUAGACGCUCCUUGUAUUUCAGCAUGACUCCAAAUCCUGAGGUGAUGAUACAGCCCUUCAAAUUUUUGGAAUGUUAUAUAGCCUGAUCAAGUAGUCCAAUCUAUUUAUUAUAUGUAUUAUUUAUUUUAAGUGUUAAAUUUGGGGAAAAUGCCUCAAAAAUUAAAAUCUUGAGAGAAUUAUAGGUAAAUUUCAAAACAUCUUUUACGGGGGAAAAUUCUUUCAUUUUAAGAAGAGAAACGAAAGAAGUUACCUCUUAAUGUAUUAUCUUACUUAAGACGUCCAAGCAGCUUUAUUCAGAAUUUUGUGCAUAGAGUGGUGUACAUUAUCAAGAAAAUCAAUUUCCUACUUUCACAACUUCCAAAAUUGAUAAUUAGAUACUUAAAAGUGAUACUUAUCUUCCCAUAUUGCUUAAAAUUAGUGAUCAGAUCUUACCCCCUGAAUUGAUGGCUUUUUCUAAGUAGUCAUCAAAGGAAAAAAUACUUUUCGUCCCGCCCCAGGGCCUUCAUUGAAUGUUCAUUGUGGAUUCCCUUUUCAAAACAGUGAUUUCUCACCAUUUAGUUCCGUGAGCUAAGUCUUAUGGAUGCUAAUGAGAAGAACAAUAUUUUACAACUCAGUACAUCAUUUCAUGAUAUCUCAGCAGAAGUAUUCUUACUUUUGUGGUAACAUGUAGUUUUGACUCCCAAAGCGGGUCGCAUGUGCGAUGCCUUGAACUUAAUCAAUGCAAGUAGCAAUUUCAUGCUUGCUGUCAGUAAGUGGAGUUGUCCUUAGGGCACAAAAGUUUGUGUUAUGACACACUUCUUUUCGUUCACAUUAUGGUAACACAGAGAUCCUGGGGUUAAUUACGGUGCUCAGGGGCAGCAGAAAGUGUGCUGCUAACUUAAUUAGCAGAUCAGUGAUGGUGAAGAGGAAUAAGAAACCUCUUUCCACGUAACAUUGUAUUCAAUUUUCUUUUAGACCAAACAAACAAACCAAAACUGAAAAAUCACGAAGAUUUAAAAUUAUUUUGCCUUAUACACAGGAGAGAAUUGCCGUCCAGUUUUAAGGAGACGUUUAAUGUCCUAAUGUAAAAAAAAGAUGACUGAACUUUAAAUGUGCAUGAUUUGUCCUCUUAAUCGGAUGAUUGGUUGUACAAUUCAAGUUUACUCCUUUUAUUCCUCUCAUUUUAUUUAUCAUUUUAUUGUUAUGCUGCAGAUCAUUGUGUAUCAGUUGUUUCAAUCGAGGAGCAGAAUUAUUUUUCCCCCUUUUUUCUUAUUAUUUAAAUUUAAGUGUUAAUUUAUUUACUUACUUAGUAUCAAUUUUAUGUUAGUUCCGUUAACUGCAUAGUGAUUUAUAUUGUUAUUUGUAAUUUUUAAUACUUCUGAAAAAUGUUUCAAUUUAACAAUUUUGUUUCUGUCUUAUGAUGAUUUAGUUUUGCAGAGCCUUUUCUCAAUUAAAUAAUUCUUACUCUUGCUA
Messenger RNA from Bemisia tabaci, 5276 nucleotides. RefSeq lists its product as uncharacterized. Lineage: Eukaryota; Metazoa; Arthropoda; Insecta; Hemiptera; Aleyrodidae. The record is from RefSeq and is a predicted model, not a curated record. Gene Ontology annotation, molecular function: RNA polymerase II cis-regulatory region sequence-specific DNA binding; DNA-binding transcription factor activity, RNA polymerase II-specific.